AUGAGUUCACAACGAUAUGAAAGGGUAUCUGCAAAUGAUGAAGAUACUCUCCAUAGCCCCAUAGUACCGACCUCGCCUCCCCCAUCCUUCCGAUCGCGAGCCUCUUCUCCCACUUCACGACACCUGGCAAGCGAAUCCCACCCGACCGCUGUUGACCAAAACCUCGCCGAUACUUUCGAUGCGGAUGGAUCGGAUAGCGAGGAGGAGAAUGAUGGGGACGAUAGACAGCGAUUAAUGCGCGGGCAGCCUACUGCUACUGCGGGACAAACCACUCUAGUAUCGACAUCUGCGGCUGAAACACGGCCGCCCGUCAUAGAACGGAGGGCGACGAUCUUACCAGUCUUUGCCCCAACACCUACAACUGGGAGAGUAUACGGUGGUGGAUCGGGGUCUGAUGGGGUAUUCGCGAAUCUGAGCGCUAAGCCAGAUGCUGGGAGUGAGAAGGAGGAACAUCCACCCACAUACGAACAAGCAGCCGCAGACGCCGCACCUCCAUACUGGGAAACGACCAUCCUCGCUCCAGGCCUCGGCGGACCUGAUGAAGUCUACGUCGAAGGCCUCCCCGUUGGCUCUGUCUUCUCGUUCAUCUGGAACGGCAUGAUUUCCAUGUCCUUCCAAUUCGUCGGCUUUCUCCUCACCUACCUCCUACACACCACACACGCAGCCAAAAACGGUUCACGUGCCGGUCUAGGCAUCACUCUUGUGCAGUACGGGUUCUGGAUGAAAGGCACAGGUAGCGGGUCUGCUCCGCCUGCGAAUGGUGCGGAUCCCAAUUAUUCGCAGCCGCCAGAUCCAAAUAGCCACGACUUUGAUCCCAACCAGGUGCAAGCUGGUGCUGGGGGAAUGGACAACACGGCGUCGUCUGGAGGCAUUGGCGCUAUUGCUAGUAGCGAAUGGAUGGCGUAUAUCCUGAUGAUAGUCGGAUGGUUCAUCCUGAUCAGAGCCGUGAGCGAUUUCUUAAAGGCGAGGAGGCACGAGCAGUUGGUGUUGCAGAGUCCAGAUCGGGGCCUGAAUAUACCUAUAAUUGCCACUGGAGAGGAAGCCGAGACCGUCGUCUGA
Molecule: messenger RNA, 1059 nt
Organism: Lachnellula hyalina
Lineage: Eukaryota; Fungi; Ascomycota; Leotiomycetes; Helotiales; Lachnaceae
Gene: BSD2
Product: Metal homeostatis protein
Exons: 3
Coding region: 1-1059 (352 amino acids)
Biological process (GO): vacuolar transport; ubiquitin-dependent protein catabolic process; positive regulation of protein ubiquitination
Cellular component (GO): endoplasmic reticulum; Golgi apparatus; perinuclear region of cytoplasm
Source: RefSeq, a predicted model, not a curated record